Phytomonas sp. EM1 is the source of this 861-nucleotide messenger RNA. The record is from the annotation of a GenBank genome assembly. Lineage: Eukaryota; Euglenozoa; Kinetoplastea; Trypanosomatida; Trypanosomatidae.
AUGUGUGUUGAUGCGGCAGAGUAUGUAAAUAGAUCCCACCCUCAGCUUUACUACAUUACGGUGUUCCACGAGGUACCCUGUGAUUACUACCGUCGCUAUAAGAAUCUACAGCAGAAAGGGCAGCUAGGCGAUGAGGUAUCCCCAUCUGAAGCGCUACUAGUGGAAGACGGGACGGGGGCCGUGAAGACUUCAGACGAAUUCCUUGCUGAGGUGCAGGAUAGGACGGCCUUCCGCGUAGAGUCCGUUGACCCAUCAUUCCCAGACUCGUAUGAGAGCAGAGCUCGGACUGCGUGGAUGGACUUUUUGACCAAAAGAGGUAACUUGUACAGCUGGAUGUCUGUGACAAUAGGAGACCGCCCUGUGGGUCGAAUUACAUUCGAGCUCUAUUCGAAAGUAUUGCCGAGGACUUGUCAGAAUUUUUGGUUACUCUGCCGUGGGGAUGUGGGUACCGCAACUUCAGACGAGGACGGUGCGCCGAUUCAGUUGGCAUACAAGGGCACCACCUUCUUUCGCAUCCUAAAGGAUGCCUGGGUGAUGGGUGGUGACGUGACCGCCGGGCAUAGCGGCAAUGGCGGGUACUCUUGCUUUGGUCGCUACAUACCAGAUGAGUCUUUUCAUAUUGCACACGAUGAGCCAGGUGUGCUUGGCAUGUGCAACGAUGGCCCCAACACCAGUGCCUCGUCCUUUUACAUCACUCUCAAGAGGAUGUCCUGGAUGAAUGGGCGAUACGUUGCUUUUGGACGUGUCAUCGACGGCAUGGACGUGUUGGAUGCCAUUCAUGGCGUCGAGACGAGGCACAAUCAGUCUCCAAAGGAAACUAUUCUCAUAGAGGAUUGUGGCGUGCUAAACGGGGCGAUGUAG